Messenger RNA from Paraglomus occultum, 813 nucleotides. Lineage: Eukaryota; Fungi; Glomeromycota; Glomeromycetes; Paraglomerales; Paraglomeraceae. The record is from the annotation of a GenBank genome assembly.
AUGACCCGCCGCCAGCGCAGUACUCGGGCGAGUGUUGCAUCUUCCUCUCGCACCACACUUGAUGAGAGCGCAUCCGGCGAACUGGAAGCAGACCUAGUUUCCGGACUGUCUGUCUCGCACGACUUUACUAAAUUAAUACCCAUACUGAAUGAAAUUGCAAAACCACUUGAAUAUGUGCAGAUUGGAUACCAAUACGCGAUCGAAGUAGGCAGUGACUUGGCAGAAGCAAAGCUGAAUGACGAGGUUGAGGAAAUGGAAACAGUUUUAAAAGAUGUCAUAGAUCUUGAAGCAGCUUUCAAGAUUGAGAAAGACGCUAUUCAGAAAAUCAGAUCCAGACUCCAGUCGAGUGAGGACAUUGGAAACAUAUAUGAUGUGUACGAGAUGGAGACGGAUCAUGCGAGAAAACGAUAUGAUACGCUAUCCAAUGAUCAAAAGUAUGCAGCGAAUGAGGAAUAUACUGCAUUCCGAGAAAAAAUAUGGGAAAUAAUGAACCCAGAUGCUCCAAUGCCAUCAUUCAACCAAAAGGAUGAUGAUUUGGUGAUUGGAGGAGAAAAGAUUUCUCUUCGUUGUCCAAUCACCCAGACUUUGUAUUCUCAGCCGGUAUCGAGCACCAGUUGCAAACACAGUUAUUCAAAGGAUGCCAUACUACAGAUGUUAAGGGCUCAUAACGGAAGUGUUGUAUGUCCUAUUCCCGGGUGUGACAAAAUCGUUGUCGAAGCUGAGUUGAGACCAAACAAAUCGUUGGCAAGAAUGGUUGCUAGGAGGCAACAUGAUAGCGACGAAGAAGAUGAAGAUGAGUACAUGAGCUUAUAA